Naumovozyma dairenensis CBS 421 is the source of this 945-nucleotide messenger RNA. It is a transcript of the gene MRPL1, whose product is annotated as mitochondrial 54S ribosomal protein uL1m. NCBI's taxonomy places the organism in Eukaryota, Fungi, Ascomycota, Saccharomycetes, Saccharomycetales, Saccharomycetaceae. The coding region runs from base 1 to 945 and encodes 314 amino acids. The transcript has a single exon. The record is from RefSeq and is a predicted model, not a curated record.
AUGAUGUUGCACAGUCUCAAGAUAACAAGAAAUACAAGGAUGUGCGCAUUACGAUUACCAUCCAAUAAUUAUGGAGUCAUUACGAGGAUGUUAAAUACUCGAUCAUUCCAUAUUUCAAGGACAUCCAGCCUAGCAGCAGUAGCAGCUACAGAGGAUGCUAGUGAAUCGAAGAGUACGACAUCAGGAACAAAUAUGCCACCUGCAAAUGCUACUAAAUUGAGUAAAGAACAAUUAAAAAAGAGAGAAAUAAGAAGAUUAUCUCAACGUAAACAGCAAGCUCGUCAACCUGCAAACUCUCAUCCGUUAUAUAUGGAAGUUGUCGAUGCUUUAAGGUUUAUUCGAGCAGCUGAAGUUGGUAGACCAGAGGGUCAACAAACUAUCACUUUGACUACUUUAAUUGUUAGUGAGAAAGGGACUUCAUUAUUGAAUGGUAAUAUGAAAUUGUUUCGACCAUUAAAGGAGUUGAAGAUUGCUGUUUUCAGUACUGAUAAGGAACUCUUGGAGGAAGUUAAGAGCCAAUUCAAUUGUCAAUUGGUUGGUGGGAAUGAAACUGUAGAGGGGAUUAAAGAUGGUACUAUUCGUGCUAAUUUCGAUGUGGCAUUUGCUACACCUGAAAUUGUACCAUUUAUUAAUUCUCAAUUGGGGAAACAAUUGGGACGUCGUGGUAUUUUGCCCAAUACUAAGAAGGGAACUGUGUCUGAUGAUUUAGUUACGUUAAUGAAUGCUAAGAUGGGGAAUAUUCCAUUUAAACAAACUGGGAAUAAUAUUAGUAUACCUAUUGGUAAAUGUUAUUUUUCAGAUAAGGAUAUCCUAUUAAAUAUCAUUGCCGCUAGAGAUGCAUUCAAAGAAGCAUUGGCUAAUCAAAAAGCUAAGAGACCUAGUAUACUGAGUAAGACUACAUUAUCAAGUACACAUGGUCCUGGAAUAGUAAUUGAUUUCGUGUAA